Molecule: messenger RNA, 294 nt
Organism: Puma concolor (puma)
Lineage: Eukaryota; Metazoa; Chordata; Mammalia; Carnivora; Felidae
Gene: CCL20
Product: C-C motif chemokine ligand 20
Biological process (GO): immune response
Cellular component (GO): extracellular region
Molecular function (GO): chemokine activity
Source: RefSeq, a predicted model, not a curated record
AUGAUGGACAGUGGCAAGAACUUGCUCUUGGCUGCUUUGAUGUCAGUGCUGCUACUCCACCUGUGCAGCAAGUCAGAAGCAGCAAGCAGCUUUGACUGCUGCCUUCGGUAUACAGAACGCAUCCUUCAUCCCAGAUUUAUCGUGGGCUUCACGCAGCAGCUGUCCAAUGAAGCCUGUGAUAUCAAUGCAAUCAUCUUUUACACAAAGAAAAAAUUCGCUGUGUGCGCAGAUCCAAAGAAGAACUGGGUGAAACAGGCUGUGCAUAUCCUCAGCCAAAGAGUCAAGAAGAUGUGA